This is a messenger RNA of Rangifer tarandus platyrhynchus (Svalbard reindeer), 376 nucleotides long. The record is from the annotation of a GenBank genome assembly. Lineage: Eukaryota; Metazoa; Chordata; Mammalia; Artiodactyla; Cervidae.
AUGAGGAUGAAGAUGAUGCUGAUCUCUCAAAAUAUAAUCUUGAUGCCAGUGAAGAAGAAGAUAGUAAUAAAGAGAAAUCUAACAGACGAAGUCAGUCAAAGUCUCGGUCUGCACUUUCAUGAUCUUCAUCACGCUCACCCUCCCCUUCCCGUUCAAGUUCUCGUUCCAGUUCCAGAGAACGUUCGAGAUCUCGUAGGUCGAAAUCAAGAUCCAGCUCCAGGUCCCACAGGGGUUCUUCUUCCCCCCGAAAAAAGAUCUUACUCAAGUUCAUCAUCAUCUCCUGAGAGGAACAGAAAGAGAAGUUGUUCUACAUCUUCUUCAUCUGGUGAUCACAAAAAAAGACCAACAGGAUCAUGGUCACCUGAAAGCCGGGUGA